UGAAUGAUAAUAACAAUCGGACCUUGAACAAAUCUCCCGAGGUUCAGUAGCUCCGGCAACAAGUUCACCCAGCGAAGCCCAUGGAAGCCACACCAGCGUAUUCUGGCAACCGUGAAAGGAAAACCAAGGUUCCUCCCGUAGUAUCUGUCGGAGGCAUGCCGGGCAGCCCAGUAGAUAAAAGAAUCACCGACGAUCCAAACCCGAACCGGAGGGGAACCUGAAAUCAACACAAACGAUGAGGACGAACAUAAGGAGAAAAACGAGAAGAAUCCCACCUACCCAAGCGCUGCAGAUCCUCGUCUGAGAAACCCAUCCCCCGCGCAGCAGUGGUGGCGCCAAUGCGAAAGGAGUGUGUUGAGAAAUCAGCAGGAGGCAGGCCCAACCGAGAAAGGCAGAGGCGGAAAACCCUAAGGAACUGCUGAUACCUGCUGAGAUUGGAAGAAUCGGAAUGAACAAGAUAAACAGAAGAAGGAGGACGUACAGAAGAAAAGUAAGAAGACAAGCGGACCGGGCAAAAGGGGCCCCCACAGGCCUUGAGAACUACUGCGUAGCUAUUUCUAGAGUUCUGUCUCCACCCCCUCACCCCGUGCCAUCGUAGCCAAUCCCAGCGGAGCCACUCCGACUCCCUCCUCAUGUUGACACCCUGACUGGUUGCCAAGCAUCCAGCAGUCAAGGCUCCCUUUCCUUAGUGCAGGGCGGGUCAAGGGGCCUUCAUUAUGCACAUUAGACAUCUCUGUAUAGCAUUGUGAAAUAUGCACAGGGUUUAUUGGGAAUAUUAGGUAUGCAACUGCAGAAGUGCUUGGCAGGUGUAUUUCAUUAUGUUUGUCAUGGAUGAAAUCCUGGCUUGUGUUCUUUAUUACUCAAGAAUGUGAUUAAUACUGGGUAGACAAUGACAUCUCUUCUGAGCUCACUGAGGAUAAUCCAGAGUGCCGUAUAUUAACUUUCAGUUUAGUAAGGAUAUUUUACUUGGCAGUGUCUAGAAGCUGGAGACACACCUAGACCUGUCCAAAAGAGCUGGAUUGCUCACUUAUAAUCCAGCCUCAGGCUAACCACACUAUUCCACAGAACGGAGGAGACACACGGCAGGUAGAGGAGGAAGCAACAUCUGUAUGAUGAGGAAAUAUCGGUACUUACUAUCUUCAUCACUGAUCCUUUUCUUGUCUGUUGUUACCACUUACACAGACACGCACUCGCAUUACUUCUUCAUAACCGUCACCGAUGACUUGAACUAUGACCGCCCAUUCUAUUACACAACCAGGUCCAUUGAUGACAUCACAUUGUACUGGUAUGACAGCAUCAGCGAGGUUAUAGAGCGCAGAGUGCCCUGGUUUAGAAGUACCUACUCCACGUUACUGGAUGCAAGUGCCAAUCAAUUGAUGAUGCAGAAGAGCCUGCAAAGAUUGUUCCAUAUGUUUAAAAAUUAUCUGAAUGAGACGAAAGGUUUCCACGUUCUGCAGAGGUUACUGGGAUGCAUUGUUUAUGGUAACGGGACAAUUGGCACAGUAUUCAGUUAUCGUUAUGACGGAAGACCGUUCCUUAGUUUCAAUGUGGAGAAGGCACACUGGAUAGCGGAAGACUCAAGAGUACAAUACUUUGCUGAUAUCUUUAAUCGGAACAAGACUAUGGGAGAGCAGAACAAGAAAGUUCUGAUGAAUAACUGUGUUCCUCAUAUAGCUGAGCUCCUUUCAUUGGGGAAGUGCACGUUUAACAGAAGAGAAAAACCAAUAAUGAGAGUGACACAAACACCCAUCACAAAUUCCACUUCCAGACUGAACUGCCGGGCAUAUGGACACUACCCCAAGAAUAUCUCCAUGACGUGGUUCAAGAAUGGGGAGAUGGUGCCAGAGAAUCUGACGGAGCGAGUGACCUUACCUUUCCCUGACAUCACCUACCUCACCUGUCUCACAUUAAAUAUCACUCUGACAGCUGGUGAUGUCUACACCUGUAGCGUUAAUCACAGCAGCAUGAUGUUGCCCUUCAGGGAGGACUGGAGUUUGUCAGAGGAGUCCCUUGAACCACUGAUCAAAGGCCUCUCCAAUGGAGUCAUCAUUGCCACAUGUCUGGCUGUCAUCCUUCUGGUGGUUCUCAUAGUAUUUGGCUCUGUAUCUUUAGGAAAAAGUAGAAUACAGUGAGAAGUCAUGUUGGCACAGAACCACUGAUGUGUCGGAUUAUAUAUCAGAAUGGGACCGAGCUGAAGAUUCCAAAUUUGCUCUACAAGGUUUUUUUUUCUCCAACCGAUCAUUGACAUCAUAGUCACUACAGGCCAAACGAAUGUUUUCUAAGCUUAUUAGUUAUGUUCCACUACCAUUGUGAUAUCUUCUAUGUCCAUCUUGCAGUAUUCAUGUGGUUCAUAAUUCGAAGAAUAGUUCUCGGAAGCUACAUAUACCACAAAUGUUCCAUCUGUACCUGCACAUACCUAUAUUUGUAUUCCAAUACAGUAUUUGUUACGAGCCUCCCUUACCAGCUGCAGAUCCCUUGCCAUAGAUUCCCACCCACCCAGAAAUACAUAUUGAACAAGUCCUUGGACUUUUCAACUUGGCCAUCAAAGCCCCCAAUAAUAAAGGUUUUUGGAUCACAGGUUCCUCCUUCUUGUAGCUUUCACUACACUCCAUUUUUGCCAAAAAGGUCUAUCUGGUCUCCCUUUUAGAAGAUGAGGCAUAUCAUAUACUUAAAGCGGAGUUCCGGGCAUAUUUUUAUAUAAUACAACAUCUUGGGGCAGA
Rana temporaria (common frog) is the source of this 2720-nucleotide messenger RNA. Its product is annotated as major histocompatibility complex class I-related gene protein-like. The transcript has 5 exons. Bases 1110 to 2132 code for a protein of 340 amino acids. NCBI's taxonomy places the organism in Eukaryota, Metazoa, Chordata, Amphibia, Anura, Ranidae. Gene Ontology annotation, cellular component: external side of plasma membrane. The record is from RefSeq and is a predicted model, not a curated record. Gene Ontology annotation, biological process: immune response.